AUCAAACACGCAAAUGACGUAGACGUUUGUUUUGAUCAGACGAAAUGAUUUGAGAUGUUGACAUAAUAUCUACAUAUAUAUUUCUUUUUUCUGCAAGAAUGAGAGCAUGAGUGAUACGAGUGACCAUGGCUGAAUAUGAGACACCGUACCAGGCUUUAGCGACAUUUGAAGACGAUGAGACAGAUGAAGCUCCAUCACAUGAUAGGGAUUUUAUGAUUCAUGUUGUUCCAGAAAGUACUCGAUGGAACCACAUAGAAAAUUUGGAUGAUUUUUUUGCCAGAGUUUACAAUUAUCAUCAAAGAGGAGGUUUUGGUUGUAUGGUCAUAGAAGAUAUACUACAACUAAUACAGUUCCUGUUUGUUGUUUUAUUUUCUAUAUUUCUGAUUGACUGUGUGGAUUAUGAUGUCCUGUUUGCCAAUAUAAAAUACAAUGGUACACACAAGGUCACAAUUCCUGAAGCAGUUAUCCCCCUUGAUCAAUGUGUUCAGAGGUUUAGCUUUGGUAUUAUAGUGUGUAUACUUGUUGCUUUUGCAUUCUGGGUGUUCCGAACAUUGAAGGUUAUCUACAAUGUCUUCAAAUACACAGAAAUAAGAUCAUUCUACAACAAUGCUCUGAAGAUAACUGCAGUGGAAUUAGCCAACUUAACCUGGCAUGAAAUACAAAGAAGAUUAUUAGAAGUACAGAAGGAACAACAAAUGUGUAUACACAAACAAGAACUGUCUGAGCUGGAUAUUUACCACAGAAUAUUGAGAUUUAAGAACUACAUGAUAGCUAUGGUUAACAAAUCAGUGAUUCCUGUCAAAUUUAAGAUGCCAUUUGUUGGCCAAUAUGCCUUUUUAAGUACAGGAUUAAAGUAUAAUUUAGAUAUAAUUUUAUUUUGGGGACCAUGGUCUCCAUUUGAAAACAAUUGGAAACUGAAAGAAGAAUACAAACAUAAACACAGAAGAGAAUAUCUAUCUCAGUUUCUAUCACAAAGAAUAUUAUGGAUAGGAAUAGCCAACUUUAUACUUUCACCUGUAAUUUUUCUGUGGCAGAUUUUAUACUCUUUCUUCAGAUAUGCAGAAUUAAUCAAAAGACAACCUAAUGUUCUUGGGACUAGAAGAUGGUCAAAUUAUGCUAGAAUAUAUGUUAGACAUUUGAAUGAACUAGACCAUGAGUUUACUGCCAGACUGAACCGAGGUUAUGAAGCUGCCAAUAUGUACUUAGACACAUUUACAUCCCCUCUACUGAUCAUUCUUGCUAAAUAUGUAGCCUUUUUUGCUGGUAGUAUAGGAGCAGUGUUGGUUGUGUUAACUGUGAUUGAUGAAGAUGUACUGGCUGUAGAACAUAUUUUUACUGUAUUGACAAUAUCAGGUUUAAUUGUGACUGGUUGUAGAGUGCUGAUACCUGAUGAGCAUUUGAUAUACUGUCCAGAGAUUCUAAUGAGGACUAUAUUGGCACAUAUACAUUACAUGCCGGAUAGUUGGAAGGGAAACGCCCAUAGACAGAACGUCCGAGAUGAAUUCUCACUACUGUUUCAAUACAAAGUGGCAUAUCUAUUAGAAGAGUUAUUCAGUCCCUUGAUAACACCAUUUAUCUUGUGUUUCUCACUGCGACACCAAUCUCUACAGAUCGUAGACUUCUUCCGUAACUUCACAGUGGAUGUAGCUGGUGUUGGUGAUGUUUGUUCUUUUGCUCAAAUGGAUAUUAAAAAACACGGAAAUCCACAAUGGAUACCAAAUACUGAAGAUGAACCAAGUAAAGAAAACCAGUCAGAAGGUGGCAAAACUGAAUUAUCUCUAAUGCACUUUCAUAUGACAAAUCCAGAAUGGAAGCUGACAGGAAACCGUAGUAUGUUUGUACAGAAUGUUAAAACCCAAGUUCAAAAGGAAUUAGUUUCACCCAGUAUUAUGCAAGGUGAUGGAGGUUUAAUGACAUCAAGACUCCCAGGAAUGUCUUUAGGAAUGUUACCUUCUGUUAAUACUACAGGACUAGGAUUAGGGUACAACAGUUUAGCUUCCAGUAUUACUAUGCAGAGUGCCAUGUUUCCUGGUCCGAUCUCAACCCUAGCAUCAGGAGUUCAACCUCGUCUUAGAGGUGGACUGUCACAUAUUGAGGGUCCCCUUGGGGGAUCAGGAUCUGGAAUAUUUAGCAGUAUGCAGAGUUCAAGUGGUAGUAUUAGCAAUACAGCACCAAGCUCAUUUAGUUUAAGGGGAAAUUAUGAUGAAGGGACGAUUGAAAUGUUAUCACAUGACAUGAGUUACAGUGCCAUCUAUCUACAUGACAUGCAAUUUAGGAAAGCCAAGGGAAAUAAUCAGUAUGAGACUUUAGAAGACGCCCGUGCACGUUCAAUGUGGCAGAGACAAGACAGCAACCAGCCAACAGUAAGUACAAUGCCCAACAUACAGGAAAAAUCAAGUGAAGAGGAAAGUACAGACGAAGUCAAUACUGACAAACUAUUCACUUCUACUCAGGAGUAGGGCAGAAAUAGAACCAUGAAUAAUUCUUAGUUGUUCAGACUCCAUCAAUCAGUCAGAUUGUGUGGAGGUGCUAAAAGGCUAUACUGUGAAUUCUUUAUUUUCAUGGGUGUCAAAUUAGUUGAUUUAGGAAAACUGACAUGUUCGUGGAUAUUUGAUUUGUGGUUUUGCCGUAGUCUUGUACAAACCUAUAGAAAAAUUGCUUUUUGUUAAACAUUUUAUUUUGUGGUUCAUCUGUACCCAGGAAAUCCACAAUUAUUGAUAUCCAUUGAUUGAUAAUCAAUUCACAGUAGGUUUCUAGAUUACUGUGGAUUCAUUAUUAUGCUUUCAUUACUAAGUUUUGUAAAUUUUGUGGGUAUGUAUGAUCUACAAAUUUAAGUUUAUAAAAGUAUAAACUUCUGGUAGGAUUGUAUCUAAACUUGAACAAAACCAUGAUAUAAAUAUCAAUGAAAAUAUACUUCUAAAUUGGAACCCACAAAAAAUAAAGAAUCUAUAGUAUUAUGAAUGGGGAACCUUAUAUUUGGCUGAUGGCAAUUCUAAGCAGAGCUGUCAUUCAUAACCACUGACUUAGAUUUUGAGUUAACCUGUUUGUUUUACAUUUAUUUUAGCUGACAGAGUUGUGAUUUUACCAUUAUGUAUGUGACUUACCUCAUUUUAUUUUAUUGUAGUAAGAUAAGUGAUAUGUUAUGUAAUAAAGAUUUUUUUCAACACAAAGCUAUAUUGUUAAGAAAAAUUGUACAUGUCUUUGGGUAUAACAGUAAUUGUAAAUGUAGAUUAACCACAUAUGAAUACAACUUUAUUGUUCAGUAGUUUGUAUCUCAUAGGAAGCUACUUUUACAUAGGUACUAUUUCUGUACUUAAAAUCUGUAGUACUGGAAAUUUACUUGUAAUAUUUAGUACUAUUUCUUUACUUUAAAAUUAUUGUAAUAUUUAGGUACUUGUAUUUUGCAGCACUUGAUUUGUACUCAAAAUAUUGGUACAAAAAUGGUACCAACAAUGAUCACAGAAUUCCAUGUUUGAACAUCAUAAUUUCAUGAGAUUUGAAAAAGACAAAUGUUCAAAAUGCUGAAAAUGUAACUGUGCAACCAAAAAUCUGUAGUACUUAAUUUUCAAGUACAAAUCAAAUACUGUAAAAUACAGGUACUUAAAUAUUACAAUUAUUCGUAAGUAACACAAUAGUACUGAAUAUUAAAAGCAGGUUUCCAGUACUACAGAUUUGUGGUACAUAAAUAGUACAUGAGUAGUACCUAUGCAAAAGUAGCUGUGUAGGAAGCCAGUAUGCAUAACAUAAAUAAUUUUGAGCUAAUGAUCAUAGAAUAAUAGUUAAGCAUGAAAAAAACAGCUUUGUCUUGGAAUAUGUAAAACAAAAGCAUAUUUCCAACAUGUUAGUUUGUUUCUAAAAGAUCCUGGGCCAUGUAUGACAUUAGCUACUUACAAAAAUAUUUUCUAAAAUAGAUAUGACCAAAAUAUAGUGCUAUAAAAUUCAAAAAUUUUCAGCAGUGCAUGGUUUCUAUUGUAUACAACUUGAAUUAUUUGAAUUUUGAGUUUUUAAAAUCCAUGACUUUUUGAAUGUAAUCUAGAAAUUUUACAAAAGAAUUUUAUCAUGAUUCUAUAUAGAUAGUUACUUUUGUAGACAUGAGAAACUUGAUUAGUGCUUUCUAUCAUGGCAGUUCUCUGUUUAUAUGUAAAGAACAGUAACUUACAUGUAUGUAAUGAAA
This is a messenger RNA of Mytilus trossulus (common blue mussel), 4174 nucleotides long. RefSeq names its product autophagy-related protein 9A-like. The record is from RefSeq and is a predicted model, not a curated record. The transcript has 21 exons. Gene Ontology annotation, biological process: autophagy of mitochondrion; nucleophagy; protein localization to phagophore assembly site. Gene Ontology annotation, cellular component: phagophore assembly site; autophagosome. The coding region runs from base 126 to 2459 and encodes 777 amino acids. Lineage: Eukaryota; Metazoa; Mollusca; Bivalvia; Mytilida; Mytilidae.